AAGAGAAAUACCCAAUUCCUACCGUAUAAGCUCCUCGAAAACUUCCAUGUCUUUAAUAGCCACUAAUUAUUCAUUUUAUUAGUCUUUGUCACCAUGUCAGACAGCUCGGUCUCCGCGCCGCCUAGUACGGUCUCUAGACCUGUGAGCGAGGCACUUUUGAACGAGAAGUGGGACCGUUGCAUUUCCAACAUGCUCAUCAAGUCGUCACUCGGCCUCGGAUUCGGUAUCGUCUUCUCAGUUCUCUUAUUCCGACGAAGAGCGUGGCCCGCAUUCGUGGGAGUGGGUUUCGGCGCCGGUAGGGCCUACGAGGAGUGCAACUGGAGCUUGAAACAGGCAUCUCAAGAAUUAAAGAGAAGGGCAUGAAGGGAAGCUAGAGCGUAGCUUUAGAGGGGAUCAUCUCGACAAAAAGAAAAAACACAUUCGCGAGCAUUACUAUCUAUACCUGUACAACAGAAACAGCACCGAUAGAGACGGCCUGACCAUGCUGAGACGGGCGUAAUUGGAACGAGUUAUAUUCACACAAAAAACUUACUUUGUUACGCAGUGAUAUAGCAGUGGGGUAAACAUAAGUUUCUGGGACGCUCUGUACCUAUAUCAAACGCUUUAGGGGGGACGUAUAUAAUGAAUGAUUAGAAACCCUGGAAGGCCGUAAGAGCUCUAUUCUUCAACCAA
This is a messenger RNA of Daldinia caldariorum, 672 nucleotides long. RefSeq lists its product as uncharacterized. Gene Ontology annotation, cellular component: mitochondrial inner membrane; MICOS complex; mitochondrion. The transcript is spliced from 2 exons. Lineage: Eukaryota; Fungi; Ascomycota; Sordariomycetes; Xylariales; Hypoxylaceae. The record is from RefSeq and is a predicted model, not a curated record. Bases 94 to 363 code for a protein of 89 amino acids.